This is a messenger RNA of Aspergillus aculeatinus CBS 121060, 879 nucleotides long. RefSeq lists its product as uncharacterized. The coding region runs from base 1 to 879 and encodes 292 amino acids. NCBI's taxonomy places the organism in Eukaryota, Fungi, Ascomycota, Eurotiomycetes, Eurotiales, Aspergillaceae. The transcript has 6 exons. The record is from RefSeq and is a predicted model, not a curated record.
AUGGCCAUCCCUGGCGUCUCGCCUCCCAAGCCAUUCCGCGAUCUGAAAGAUCUGAGCCGGAAAUCAACGCUUCACGCUUCCAAAACAUUGAUCACAACAGAACCCGGCUUGGGAGCAGCCGUGACGCUUACCCCAGUUGCCGACAUCGAACCCCUCACAUUAUCAAAGUCGUCACGCAUGAGCAGGAGUUUUUUUCCUCUUGUUGAUGAUGAUGAUGAUGAGGAGGAGGAGGAGGAGGAGGAAGAGGAGGAUGUAUCCUCGAAUCAUUGGAGUCCCGCUGCGGAUAGUCCGAAACCUGAGUAUACCAACGAACUAUCAUCGAUCUCCCUGCAUCUCAGAAUCAAAGUACUCUACUGGGCCCCCCUCCGCUACCGCCGCAUCCUCAAGUCAUCGACGCGACCCGUGCUUUGCGGCCAGCCUCUCUGCCCCCCGAUUGCGCUGUUCGGGCUUGCGGGGACACCGACGCCCCCCUCCACCACCCACUGGAUCGUGCCCAUCCUGGCCGGGAUCCCGUUCGGCUACGGCUGCGUCUGGGCCUCCACUUGGCGGCUUCGGUCCCGGCGUUCAUGGCUUUGGUCUGCGUGCGAAGUCGAUUCCGUGGUUUCCUAUACCUAUGGGGCCUGGAUCCGCAAGCGACGUCCUUGGCUGGAGAUGUGUCAUGCAUACCACCCAGCUGUAUUUGCAUUACAACUUAGACCUGAGCGGCACAUUAUCAUGCGGUGGGCUGCAGAUGAAAGCUUCAGUUGGCGGCACACAACCCAGUCGUCGCUUGGGGCAAACCCCCAACGCCUCAGAUGUAAACAAGUCUAUUUGGAACCGGGUGAGAUCACCACAGGUGGCAUCAACCACAAGGCAAAGAUAUCAGAUAUCAGCACUUAG